AUGAGUAGCGAAGAUCAAAUUCCUGAUAAUUGGAAUCAACGAAUUCAGAUUGAACCAAAGGUUUUAUUAAAUGAGAUUAGGUCAUUAAUAACAUCUCCAGAUUUUAGUAAAAAAACUGAACAAUAUAAGUUAAAUAUUUUAUUUUUCCAUUGUAAAUUAUUACUAUUCCAUAUAUCUGAAGAUUCGUAUGAAGUAAUGAAAAAACCAAAUGAAACUAAUUGUUAUUGUCCAAGAAAUAAAACAGAAGAAAUUCUUCUAACAUUAAAUCUUAUUGAAGUGAUCAUAGGAAAGGACGUAUCUAAAUUAUCUAAAACUCCUUAUUUUGUCUUCUCUAUUAUCACAUAUCAACAUGCUCAUUUUGAAACUUUGUUAAUAAGAAUGUAUGAACGAAUGAUCAGUGCUAUGUCAGGAGAGCAGACAU
Entamoeba dispar SAW760 is the source of this 421-nucleotide messenger RNA. RefSeq lists its product as uncharacterized. The transcript has a single exon. The record is from RefSeq and is a predicted model, not a curated record. NCBI's taxonomy places the organism in Eukaryota, Evosea, Mastigamoebida, Endamoebidae. The annotation marks the transcript as partial.